AUCUAUAAAUUGUUGAUAGACAACGGUGCUGACAUCAAUGUCAGGGAAACAAACAUAGGAACCGCACUCGAUGGGGCUGUGCGUGGCGAUCAAACAGAAACUGUCAAGUUAUUGCUUGAGUUGGGAGCUGAUGUGAAUGUUAGAGAUGAUUACGGUUGCACGGCCUUACAGAAAUCUGCUGCUUUCAGAAGCAUGGACACGUGACAACUUCUGCUGGAACAUGACGCGGAUGUAAACGGGCAAGACAAUGACGGAAACACCCCUUUGAUGACCCCAUGUAAAUGGUUUCAUAAUAGCGUAGAAGUCAUCAGGACGUUAGCCCAGGCAGGGAGCAGUGUCAAUCAUCGAAAUAAAUCUGGCAUGACUGUGUUCAUGGUCUUUGCAGAGGAGUCAAGUAACGUGGAUAAUAUUUAAGUUUUAUAUAAUGCUGGCGUAGAUAUUCACGCUGUAAACUCAGACAGGGGUUGGAUGAAAACUGCCUUGUCCAUUCUACUUGCAGAAAAUUAUUUACCUGAACAAUUAUUGAAAUGCGUGGAGGUAGCUGAAUUUCUGCUUGACCAUGGCGCAACGGCUCGCCAUGUGAAUCCAGGUAUCAUUCACCGAGCUUUUGCCAGAAGUCAUGAAACAUUGGUGCAAAAAUUGAUCCAUGGGGGUCUAGCUCCUCAGGAUAUUUAUUUGGAAAAUUAUUGCCCUUGGCCAACAGGCAUUGUUUCUCCACUGAGUGUGGCUCUGUUUAUGAAUAAUGUCAGACUCGCUCGCCAUUUCAUUGACAUUUGGUACCUAACCCAAUCUGAUCUCUGUAAUCUUUCCAGGAAUAGGUCAAUCAUAAAUUUAAUGGACAAGAAUGGUAACUCUGAGUGCGCAUCAUUACUGCGAGAGUCACAGCCGCUGCCCUUGACUUUGCUCAGCUUCACCGUUGUGUCCACUUCCGUCGGUGUCGGCCAUGACAGAGCGGAAAGAAUCAAGGCAACUCAACUUCCGUGUGUGUUGAAAGAACGUUUACUCUUCUGCAAGGAAGGAUUUAACCCAGAAAAUGAAUUUAUAGAAUCUGACCAGAUGCUACAUUUUCUGGCCAAAAUUGCC
Molecule: messenger RNA, 1083 nt
Organism: Lymnaea stagnalis (great pond snail)
Lineage: Eukaryota; Metazoa; Mollusca; Gastropoda; Lymnaeidae
Source: the annotation of a GenBank genome assembly